This is a messenger RNA of Papilio xuthus (Asian swallowtail), 4924 nucleotides long. RefSeq lists its product as uncharacterized. Lineage: Eukaryota; Metazoa; Arthropoda; Insecta; Lepidoptera; Papilionidae. Gene Ontology annotation, biological process: proteolysis. The coding region runs from base 79 to 4287 and encodes 1402 amino acids. The record is from RefSeq and is a predicted model, not a curated record. Gene Ontology annotation, molecular function: protein binding; serine-type endopeptidase activity. The transcript is spliced from 26 exons.
GUGUUAUAACAGUAUCAAUGUCGGUCGUGUUUAAAAGGUUAAAAGUUUAAAGGUUAGACUUAAAAUAGUCUUUAUAAAAUGUAUAUUUUUUUAGUGAUUUUAAUAAUUGCAAAUCAAGAUGUAUGGUGUCAAAUAGCAACUAACGAAAAUGGAUUCAGAAAUGCAAAUGAUCAAUUGAAUUGUGUACUCCCUGCCUACCCCAAAAACGGCCGGUACGUAACACAGGGCAGACCUGAUGGUAAACCUGGCUCCAUUUUUGAUAGUAUUUUUCUGAACGUCACUUGUGAUCAAGGGUAUGUCGCGAAAGGACAAACCGCCAUAUUCUGCUUCCAAGGACAUUGGUCGGGCCCUAUUCCAAAAUGUAUACGUUAUUGUAACCUAAAUCCACAUCCAAGUGUGACGUAUUACUGUAAACAAGAGGGUGAUAACGGUGUAGAAAGAAAGGAAUGCGAAACACUUGUCCCGUCCGGUACUGUGGUGAGGGCGGAGUGUAAGAAACCAAACUACUAUCAUGUGGGCAUUCAUCCUGCUAUGCGUUGUAUUGACGGUGUUUUCGAUUACAUCGCAAUAUGCGAGUUAGAAUGUGGCACAAUAACGCCUCAAGGCACCGAGUUGAUAUCAUACGCUCGUGACGCAUUAAGAGCGGAGGUGCCGUGGCACGUCGGGAUCUACAAUAGGGAAAAAGGAACCCCAGAAUAUCGGUGUGCUGGUACUAUCAUAAGUACAACAGCUAUCAUAUCAGUGGCCCACUGUUUCUGGGAUUUUAGUAAGAACCAAAAAAAAACCCCGGAUGAUUACGCUGUUGCUGCGGGGAAACUGUAUUUACCUUGGAACGACUCUAGAGAUGAACAUAAUGUCCAAAAACGCUCCGUUAAAAGUAUUGAGGUAUCACCAAUAUUCCAAGGUGAUAAGGCGAAAUUCCAAGGAGACAUAUCCGUUAUAACCGUCGAUCCGGAAUUCCAACUCAAACCUUACUUGCGACCAGUCUGUUUGAAUUUUGAUUUUAAUUUUAAUAAAAUACAACUAAGAGAUGGAAACUUGGGAAAGUUCAGCGGUUGGGGUUUCACGGAAGAAAUGAAAACGUCAUUGCUCUUAAAGACUGUUGAUUUGCCGUUCCGAGGAAUAAACGAUUGCCUGUCUUCUAUUCCUAAAGGCUUUGAGGUUUUUAUUACCAGUGACAAGAUCUGCGCUGGGUACACAAAUGGAACCGCGCCUUGCAAUGGGGAUUCUGGAGGUGGACUUUCAUUCCCAGAUAUUGAACGUGGCGUUCUCCGUUAUUACUUACGAGGUGUGCUUUCUGUCGCACCUUCAAAGGGCCAAGGUUGUGACAUUAACGCUCUAUCAGCGUACACUGAAAUCAUCAAACAUCAGGACUUCAUAGAAGAAAGCUUUGAUAAGUCCAAAUGGAUAUGUAAUGAUAACACGUCGAUUCAAUUUGCAAUGAGAUGUAACGGUGAAGUUGAUUGCCCCGACGGCAGUGACGAAGCAAUGUGUGGCUCAACAAAUAUGAAUAUUAGUCAAAAUAUGUUUUUAUGUAUUUUGCCGAAAUUUCCCGAGCAUGGGACGUACAUUGUGGAUGAUGUAGAUGACGCUAAACCGGACAUGAAGCUGUUGUCUGUACGGAUUACAUUCCAAUGUGAUCCAGGAUAUGUACUUCAAGGUUCACAGACGUUGACAUGUAAUGCUGGCAAAUGGUCAUCAUAUAUACCCCAAUGCUUACGUGCAUGUUCAUUAAAAUCAUUGUUGAAAUCACCGAGUGUGGACUACUGGUGUUUGGCACCGGACGGUGGUGCGAGGUCCACUCCGUGUGAACAGAGGCAACCCUCUGGCUCGGUCGUGCGGCCGGCGUGUAAAGCGCCAUAUUACUACAGCUCUAUGUCGCUGCCUCUCAUGCAUUGUAUUGAUGGACAAUGGGAUUAUAUACCAACAUGUCAACCAGAGUGCGGAAAACUCGCAUCGGAUAAAGAAAGAACAUCAGCGGUCCCCUACAAUGUCACCAAAGGCGAGUUGCCAUGGCAUGCUACGAUUUAUACAAAAAGUACAAAUCCAUAUUUAGCUAUCUGCGGUGGUACCAUUGUAACAGCAACUACGAUCAUAUCAGCUGCACAUUGCUUUUGGAGUGACGUAAAGAAAAUUUCCACGAACUAUGCGGUGGCUGUGGGCAAGCAAUAUAAACCUUGGAAUUAUAAGAGGGAUAAAGACGCACAAAAGAUAAAUGUGAAAAGUGUAAAAAUACCACUUAGGUUUACUGGUGCUGUUACAAACUACCAGGAUGACAUAGCUUUGGUGAUACUAACAGAACCCAUUGUCUUCACGAGUAACGUCCUCCCCGUAUGCAUAGAUUUUGAUCUAGAUUUUAACAAACGUCAGUUAGAACCAGGAACAUUGGGAAAGCUUGGUGGCUUUGGUCUGAUAGACACUGUAGCCAAUCGACCUCCUCCGACCCUCAAAUCUAUAGAUAUACCGUACAUGGACAUAACCAAAUGUAUAAGUAACGCACCUGCCCAGUUUCGAGAAUACAUAACAUCAGAUAAAUUCUGUGCUGGAUAUGAUAAUGGUACGGAUGUAUGCAAAGGUGAUGGAGGUGGAGGCUUAGUGUUUCCAGAUUCAGAAAAACUAACAACUCGUUAUUACCUACGUGGUAUACUUUCAACCUCGCCUGUACCUGACACAGGGAAUAGAUUUUGUCAUAACAUCGGAACUAUUACUUUCACCGAGUUAAUUAGACAUGAAAAUUUCAUUAGAGAGAAUAUGGAGAUCGCCCCACCUCAAUACAGUGAUGAUGAUAUUAAGCCAAAUGUAGAAAGUACAAAACUUUGUGAUGUAAAUCAGUUUAGUUGUACCUCGGGCGAAUGUGUUAAUACCGCGAACAUUUGCGAUGGCAUAAGAGAUUGCUAUGACGGCUCUGAUGAAUCUGACGACACUUGUUCGGAUGACAAUCGAGCUCAAAGACCAACAACAACUCAAAGACCGACAACAACUCAAAGACCAAAUACAACUCAAAGACAAACAACCAUUGUAACACCUAUAAAUAAUGAAGUGGCAACGGUUGACAAAUGCAUUUUGCCUUCUCAACCUGAGAAUGGCGUAUAUCAUAUCGUGGGGGGUAAAGUGGAAGACGGGGAAGCGACCUUCGUCUUACUCCAUUAUUCCUGCUACAAAAGAUUCGCGAUGCUGGAAGAUCCAAAGGUCUUUUGUUCUGAAGGAAUAUGGUCAGGGAAUCGUCUCCCACAAUGCUUACAGACCUGUUAUUUGGAUCGUCAUGAAAGUAUAAAUUAUAAUUGUAUCAUAGAAGAUACGGAAUCAACUCGACCUUGCAAAGACUUCGAAGUUGAAGGAACCGUAAUCAAACCAUCGUGUAAGGAACCUAAUUAUUACACGCCACUGGAGUUACCUUAUAUGGUCUGCAGACGAGGACAAUGGAGUACAUUGCCUACAUGUGUUCCUGAAUGCGGUACAUUGACUCCGAAGGGUGCGGCACUGGUACUCGGAGGUGAGACAGCAAAGUUUGGAGAUGUACCCUGGCAUGCUGGUAUUUAUUACAAGAACUUCGAGAAUGGAACACACGAACAGAUCUGUGGUGGCUCACUCAUCAGCAACUCAGUUAUAUUGUCAGCUGCUCAUUGCUUUUGGAACGAAAGGGAACAAAAGUUACACAAUAUUAAAAGGUACGCAGUGGCAGUCGGAAAAUUACAUCGAGAUUGGGAUCACCCCGCCGACGAACCGUUCGCACAGAAAUCUGACAUUAAGAAGAUAGUUAUAUCAAAGAACUAUAUGGGUAUCGACCUGAAUUAUCGGGACGAUAUUGCGGUCGUAAUGGUGUCGGGGCCCUUCCAGUACCAGACGUAUGUGCGCCCCGUCUGCCUAGACUUCAGACACGACUUUGCCGAGAGCCAGCUGCAGUCUGGCGUCAUGGGGAAGGCGGCAGGUUGGGGCCUCACGACGGGUCUCAAAGGUUCCGAGUCUCGCGAACUGAAAGUGAUCGACAUGCCUUACGUAUCAUAUGGUGAUUGCGUGCGUCAGACGUCACCUGCUUUCAAACAGUAUAUAACAUACGACAAGAUGUGCGCUGGAGAUAAAGAGGGCAUUGUGCUCUGUCGCGGCGACAGUGGGGGUGGUCUUGCGUUCCCUGAGACAGUAUUCAACACAGUACGAUUCUAUAUCCGCGGCAUUGCGUCAACAAGUCCACCGUCAACUGAUAACAAAUUAUGCAAUACACAUUCACUUACAGCAUUCACAGAUAUAUCUACAUAUCAAAACUUAAUAAAGACUCAUUGGCUCACGUAGCCUUGUGAAUACGAUUGAUUUUGAAUGAAUGAUAAAUGAAUGCGAUUAAAUGACUAGCUAUCAGCUUUGAUCCGGAUCAAAAGUGCAGGUCAAAACUUGAACCGAUCAACGGUUCAGGUCACAGCUCAUCGCAAUUUUUUUAUGAGUCGAUGAGCCGUGACCUGUGCGAUGAAGUAAAUCAUAACUGUAUUCAAGUACAGAGCUGUGAGCUGAUUCAUUGAUCUGAAUACAUGUGAGUCGUAAGAUGAUCUGCGAGUCAUUUUUAGUUGAGUUACCCAUGACUAUAGAAUGUUGAAUUAGAAUUUUGAAGGUCUUUGCGUUAUGAAUUGUUAUAGCGCCAUCUAUCGAAUAUAAGAAUUAAGAAAAUAAAUUGUACCGUCAUCGUUUAAAAUAUAUCUUUAUGUUGUCAAUAUAUAUCUUGAGAUUUUGUCAGAAACCCACGAUUAGUGUACUGUUCAAAUUGUAUAAAUCUGUUCUAUGAUAGUACAAAAAUAUUGUUUUCAUGUCGAAACUGAAAUAGUACAAAUCGUGCCAUCUAGCGGUGAGAAGCAAACAAUUCAAUAUGUUUUAAAAGAAAAAGAAAAGUUUGAUUUUACACUAUAAAGUGAUCUUUUUUACCAAGUAAAUAAUAUUAAUU